This is a messenger RNA of Ziziphus jujuba (common jujube), 1337 nucleotides long. RefSeq lists its product as uncharacterized. The transcript is spliced from 10 exons. Gene Ontology annotation, molecular function: hydrolase activity. The coding region runs from base 220 to 996 and encodes 258 amino acids. NCBI's taxonomy places the organism in Eukaryota, Viridiplantae, Streptophyta, Magnoliopsida, Rosales, Rhamnaceae. The record is from RefSeq and is a predicted model, not a curated record.
GGACUUUCUCAGGGAUUUCCUAUGUGCUUGUUGCGGGAUUUCCUAUGAAGUAUGAACAUAGAAAAGAAAAGGGUGCGAGAGACAGGCGUGGAAAGCAGAGAAAGGCAAAGAAAUAGAGGAAAGAGAAAAGUCCUUAUUCUUUUGGGUUAGUUCCUCCGGAACUCACUUUCAUUGUAGCAACAAGUGGCAGCCCCACUGUAUAUACUCGCAUCCAAAAGAAUGAGCUAUAAUAGCGCCACUCUUGGUUCUGGUAGUAGAACUGCUGGAAGAACAUUUGAGUUUGGAAGGACCCAUGUGGUCAGGCCAAAAGAGAGACACCAGGCAACUAUAGUUUGGCUACACGGUCUUGGUGACAAGGGCUCAAGUUGGUCUCAGCUCUUGGAAACCCUUCCUCUUCCAAAUAUAAAAUGGAUUUGUCCUACUGCUCCAACCCGGCCAGUUGCUUUAUUUGGUGGAUUCCCUUGCACUGCUUGGUUUGAUGUGGGGGAUAUUUCAGAAGAUGGUCCUGAUGAUUUAGAGGGGUUAGAUGCCUCAGCAGCACAUGUUGCAAAUCUUUUGUCAACGGAGCCUGCUGAUAUCAAACUUGGCAUUGGGGGCUUCAGUAUGGGUGCUGCCAUUGCCCUAUAUUCUGCCACAUGUCGCAUCAUAGGGCAAUAUGGGAAUGGAAACCUGUAUCCGGUAAACCUAAGUGCAGUUAUUGGUCUAAGUGGCUGGCUUCCAUGUUCAAGCACCUUGAGGAAUCGGAUGGAAAGGUCACAUGAGGCUGUGAGGCGUGCAGCAUCUAUUCCCAUUUUGCAAUGCCACGGCUUAGCUGACGACGUGGUAGCCUACAAACAUGGAGAAAAAUCUGCUCAGGCCUUAAGUUCAGCAGGAUUUAGAAAUCUUACAUUUAGAACCUAUGAUGGGCUGGGCCACUAUACAGUCCCUGAAGAGACAGAUGAAGUUUGCCAUUGGCUAACUGUGAAUCUGGGGCUUGAGAGAUCGCAGGCAUACUAGAGAAAACUAAUAGUUGCAUGGAGAUUCCGAAGUUGUGUUUAACCAUUUUAGAUGGCUAGGGAAGGCAGUCUAGAGUACACGGUGGACACGGUAUACAAGGUGUGGCGGCAUGGCUUGAGCUACUGCUACUAUAUAGCCUUUUAAUCUAUUUCUUUCUCAUAAAUAAACUAGAGUAUUGGUCUACAAGUUAUUUGUUUGCUAUUUUAGUUUCUCUUUGGCAAUUUGGGUUGGAAAUUUUGAGCGAGUGGAGCAAGAAGAGUCUUGUCUCUCUACGUCCAAGAAAUUUUGUGAUAAAUAAAAUAACUCGUAAUAUGCAUAUACAAGGUGGGUUUAUUUUUUCA